Messenger RNA from Colletotrichum gloeosporioides, 1122 nucleotides. RefSeq lists its product as uncharacterized. The transcript is spliced from 2 exons. NCBI's taxonomy places the organism in Eukaryota, Fungi, Ascomycota, Sordariomycetes, Glomerellales, Glomerellaceae. The record is from RefSeq and is a predicted model, not a curated record. The coding region runs from base 1 to 1122 and encodes 373 amino acids.
AUGCCCGAAACAUCGGCAGCUGAGAAGCUCAAAUGGGCCGAUCACCCACACAUUCACUCUCUGUCAGGCCUGAGGUUUCCAAAGAACGAAAAGUGGAAAGACCUGUUCCGUGGACGCAGCCUGGAGAUGUUUGGGAUUUUCUUCGACGAUUCUACUCCCGACACCCAGGGGGAAGUUGAACUAAGGCUGAUGGGUUAUGUUAACGUCAUUAAUCAGGAGCUGGGCAGGCUCCCAAAGGGGCCUGUCUUCGCCGAGAGAUUCGCUUCCGAUGUUGAUCAGUCACUAAUCGAGCAGUCGUUCUACUCCUUCACGGCCAAGCAAGUCUAUAAGAGCUAUCCCCUGGGUGACCGGCUCAAGUUCGUCUUUGGAAUCAUUAAUACACUCGUCCUUGCUCGGAAUGCCUUCGUGCAAAGGAUGGGGACUGGCCCAGCACCUGCAUGUGGAGGUCUCGGACAGGUUGUGAACCUUACCCGCUUGCUCCUACUAGAUUGUACUUACACGCUCGUUGACGGAUCUAAAUACGGAUUCCUGGGUGACGAAAUGGACAGAAAGGCUCCCGCCAGCGAGGCAUCCUCAGACGACAACAUCCUUACACCAUCAACCUCGCAAUCGGUCGAUGUUGCAGAGACGCAAGAGCCUGUACAAGAACCCAUCCCAGCCCGCUCAAUCCGGCCUGUCGUCCCGGAGAGCAGGCAGUCGCUUCAUCCUUGUCUCGUGCAGGGAUCGACGCACGCCAGGUUCCUCGCAAGCUCUACCAGUGCUCCGACGCCGGUCAUCAAAGAAGACGGAACUGACUCCGUUGCAGCGAAGGAGGAUGUUCUGGGCAAAUAUAAGGAAAGAUGCAACGUCAUGUCGAGCAGGAUUGAGCGCCUCGAAAAGGAAAACCGUCAACUGCAGACACGCUUUGUUACCAAACAAACACUGAAGGCACGCACGACAUUGUCCCUUCAGGACAAGCAGAAGGAGCUCUGCAGGUUCAAAGAAGCAUUUUCGAAGAUUUGGCAAGCCCACCGACGCCAGCUGAACAGUGGUUUGGAGGCCAAUGGUAUGGAGGGCCUCUCGUGGGGGGCAGAUGAUGCAGGGAUUUAUCUUGACAGCUUGGAUCUCGGAACGGACUCUUGA